AUGUCAUUGUCAUAUGGAUUGAGAGAUCAUAAUAUUAUAGCAAUAGUUGGAGGACCUGGUGCUGGUAAAAAGACACAAUGUGAAAAAUUUUGUAAAAAACUUAAUUACACUUAUGUAAAUACUGGUGAUUUAUUACGAAUUGAAUUGACAAAAGAUUCUCCUCGUGCCAAUGAAAUUCGUAAAUUGAUGGCAAGUAAUUUACUUGUUCCAAGAGAUUACAUUGAAAAUAUUAUUAUGACAACAAUGAUUGAUUCUGUUCAAGGAGGAACAAAAGGUUUUAUUCUUGAUGGUUAUCCACGUGAUACAGCUCAAGCAGAGUCUUUUCAAAAAAAAUUUAAACCAUUUAAACGUAUCAUAUAUCUUGAUGUUUCAACUCCAACAUUAACUAGAAGACUUUUAGAUAAAGGUAGAGCUACUGGAAGAAAUGAUCUUACUGAUGACGUUGUUCAAAGACGUCUCAGAAAUUUUAAAGAAAUAACAAUGCCAUUUGUUGAAAGUUAUAAAAAGAAAGGUACUUGUGUUAGUGUUAAUGGUGAAAAUACUGAAGAUGCUGUUAGUAAUGAUAUUGAAAAAUUAUUAAAUUAA
Messenger RNA from Strongyloides ratti, 585 nucleotides. RefSeq names its product Adenylate kinase isoenzyme 1. The record is from RefSeq and is a predicted model, not a curated record. Gene Ontology annotation, biological process: nucleoside triphosphate biosynthetic process. NCBI's taxonomy places the organism in Eukaryota, Metazoa, Nematoda, Chromadorea, Rhabditida, Strongyloididae. Gene Ontology annotation, molecular function: ATP binding; AMP kinase activity. Bases 1 to 585 code for a protein of 194 amino acids. The transcript has a single exon. Gene Ontology annotation, cellular component: cytoplasm; cytosol.